CUAGAAGGUGCUGUUGCUGAAAGAGGACUCAACAGUUGUAGAAAGAAAGGGCUUAGUCCCGGCCUGGACUUCUAGUAACUUUUCUCUCAGCUGAGAAGUAUUUGGAUAUUAAUCAGAAAUAUCUCCACAAGAUUCAAGAAGCUCUAGAGGUGAAGUAAGUCUGUGAAGGACCAGCAUGGGAAUCCUUUACUCUGAGCCCAUCUGCCAGGCGGCCUAUCAGAAUGACUUUGGUCAAGUGUGGCAGUGGGUGAAGGAAGACAGCAACUGUAUCAACGUUCAAGAUGGCUUUAAUGGAGACACUCCCCUGAUCUGCGCUUGCAGGCGAGGGCACCUGAGAAUCGUUUCCUUCCUCUUAAGGAGAAAUGCUGAUGUGAACCUCAAAAACCAGAAAGAGAGAACCUGCUUACAUUAUGCUGUGAAGAAAAGAUUUACCUUCUUUGAUUAUCUACUCAUUAUCCUCUUAAUGCCUGUCUUGCUUAUUGGGUAUUUCCUCAUGGUAUCAAAGACAAAGCAGAAUGAGGCUCUUGUACGAAUGCUACUUGAUGCUGGCAUCGAAGUUAAUGCUACAGACUGUUAUGGCUGCACUGCAUUACAUUACGCCUGCGAAAUGAAAAACCAGACUCUCAUCCCUCUGCUCCUUGAAGCAAAUGCAGACCCCAUGAUAAAGAAUAAGAAUGGUGAGAGUUCUCUGGAUGUUGCACGGAGAUUAAAAUUUUCCCAGAUUGAAUUAAUGCUAAGGAAAGCAUCAUAAUCCUUGUGAACUCAGACGGAGAAGCAGAAAAAGUUGAAGGACUGGAUUCUAUCUCCAUCUUAGCCUAUUGGUCUGUGGGCCACUCAGCCUGGAUGCCCAUUUUAGGGGGAUAAUGACGGUUGUCAUGGGAAAGGUUUUUGAAUAGCUUUGUAUUUAUGUUUUUUGCUCAGUGGAGUUCAGCAAACUCAGUGUCUGCUGAAGAGGAUCAGAGUUAUCUGAGAUAGUAUUCUUUCUUCUCAGUUGUGUCCCUCUUAAAAAGAGGCUGUUCUGUCUAUAUCACGUCCUAGGAGACAAACUGUUCCUCUCAGGCCCCUUUAAGUAGUAACAGGAAGAAUGGAAGCAUGUACAUUUGUAUAGAAUGGUGUGGGUAUGUGUGUGAGUUUAGAGAAUCAUGUAAAUAUUCCUUUGAUGAAACAACCUCAACAAAAACAUUUAUCAGUUGUCGGUGAUGGGAGUGUUUACACCACAGAGAUUGGUAAAUGCUACAAAUGAAGGCGUUUUUUUCUUUCCAGAGAGCCAGUUUACCAGCACACUGCUAGACAUUUUGGUAUCAUUUUACAAAUAAAAGCCGUCUUGAUUUUGAACAAGACUAUGUAACUAUCAAGAUGUUUGUUCAAAAAUAUCUUUAUGAUUCUUUUGUGAAUGCAAGGCAGCUACUAAACUUGUUCUGUUUAUUUUUAUUGAUAAAAUUUAAAAUUUUAUUGUAGAUUAUUUGGAUAAAGGAUUUCUUUACAAGAAAUAGAGGUAUAUUAUGAAGUACUAUCUGGAUUAUAUUUCGAGAUGAGAGAUUGAAUAUCAAAAUAUCUCUCUCAACUCUCUCAACUCCCUUGUCAAUGAGACAGAGUAGAAAUAAACAUAUUUAGAAAAUGAUUGAAUUUUGCAAAGCAAGACUGAAUCAUGAAUAGCUUUAGACAUAGACUAAACCACACUAUGUGUAAUAACAAGUAUGAUCUAAGAAUGAAAGAUUUACCAUUGUUGAACAGAACAAAGGUCUAAUAAAAAUCAAAUCCAGGAAUAUUUAUUGAAGUAUGUAUAAGACUUUAAGGUACAUGUUUUGUGAGGGAAGUAGUAGUGUGUAGAUAUAGAUUCUAAAGCCCUUAAAUAUUUCUUAAUAAAUUAUUUAAGAUCUAUUUACACCAAACUGAGUUAUCAGGUGACUCUGGAGGAUGAAAAAAAGAAGUGAAUUUCACACAUCACUAUACCUUCGACAUACACUAGUAUAUCUUCGAUUUGGUUUCAGGGUUUUGCAAAAUUCUACUAUGGCUCAUGUAAUUUAUAACUAUCAUCUUUGAAACUGUCUGAAAAUUGGAAAUUUUUUUAAAGAAAUAAAUCCAGAUUUGUGAAUGA
Messenger RNA from Diceros bicornis minor, 2098 nucleotides. RefSeq names its product ankyrin repeat domain 22 (gene ANKRD22). The transcript is spliced from 6 exons. Bases 176 to 751 code for a protein of 191 amino acids. Gene Ontology annotation, molecular function: protein binding. Lineage: Eukaryota; Metazoa; Chordata; Mammalia; Perissodactyla; Rhinocerotidae. The record is from RefSeq and is a predicted model, not a curated record.